GGGCUAAAUAUCACGCCGAUAUAUCCCAACAAAAAGUCAUUGGUUUUGCUGAAGAGAUCAAAUCUCAUGGCUUUUCAAACAGUCAAAUAGAAAUCGAUGACAAAUGGGAAGCAAAGUAUGGAGACUUUUCUUUUGAUUUAAAAAAGUUUCCAAAUCCUCGCGAAAUGGUUACAAAACUCAAAGAAAUGGGAUAUCGAGUGACUCUAUGGGUCUAUCCAUUUGUGAACACUGAUAGUGAAGUGUUUGCCAAAGAGAGCCAAUACUUUAUAAAAGCCCAAAACGGUUCAACCGCUGUCAACGGCUGGUGGAAUGGAAAUGGAGCUCACGUUGACUUUACUAACAAGAAAGCCCAGGAAUGGUUUGUUUCGCGAUUAAAACACAUUCAAAACACAACGGGAAUUGAUUCGUUCAAAUUCGAUGCGGGAGAGUUAGGUUGGGUGAGCCGGGACUUCAAACUCAGCGAUCUCUCUAUUGAACAAACACCCGUCUCUUUGACUCAAUUAUAUGCACAAACUGUUUCCCAAUUAGGGAAUUUGAUCGAAACUAGAGUCGGUUAUAAAACACAAGAUUUGCCAAUAUUUGUGCGAAUGUUGGAUAAGAACUCUGAAUGGGAGUUGGCCAAAAAUGCGGUCAAAACAGGAGAGCCUAUAAUGAGACCCAUUUGGUGGAUCGCACCCAACGAUGUGAAUACCUUCUCAAUUGAAGACCAGUAUCUCGUGGGCAAUGAUCUACUCGUAGCGCCGGUUGUGACAGAAAAUGCGCGCAAAAGGAAUAUAUAUUUACCUUCGGGUCAAUGGCAAGACCACAGGGGAGUCCUUCACACCGGACCCACAACUCUCGUUGACUUUAAAGCAGAGUUAAACGAAUUGCCAUUUUUUUUCAUUCAAAAGGCUCCCAAACACUUUCCCCACUCGACUAAAGUAAUCUUGUGGUCAUCGUUCUCAUCGCAGUUAUUCAGAAAGUCUGAAAUACAGCUCUCCAUCGACAGAAGUGGAGCCCGAAGUGGGAAUAACUCAUGGCGUGAAACUGAACCAAACCUUAUGAUGUGGUCCAACCAUUCCCUCAUUCUUCGCGGGAAAUCUUCGAGAUGUUACAACUUGUUUAAGAAUAAAUUUUAUGACACUAUAGGAAUUAAAUAG
Molecule: messenger RNA, 1139 nt
Organism: Oppiella nova
Lineage: Eukaryota; Metazoa; Arthropoda; Arachnida; Sarcoptiformes; Oppiidae
Source: the annotation of a GenBank genome assembly